AUAAAAUGUAAUUAUAAAUCCAAUCUUUGCCCAACUCAAUAUACAAUAACGUCUCUCUCUCUCACACACAAAGUUCAUCCAGAGCCAUGGUUUCUGCCGAUUUAGCUCGCAUUGUAAUUGGUGUCAUCGGUAACAUCAUUUCAAUCAUUUUGUUCUUAUCAACGGUGCCAACGUUUCAUAGAAUAUGGAAAAGAAAAUCGGUGGAAAGGUUUUCACCGGUGCCAUAUUUGGUGACCUUUGUGAAUUGUGGCCUAUUGGUCUUCUACGGCCUGCCGUUUGUGCAACCUCAUAGCUUGUUGCUCUCAACCACAAAUGGAGCAGGAUUUGUUAUUGAGUCGAUUUAUUUAUUUAUUUUUAUUUUCUAUUCCGACCGCAAAAAAAGAAUUAUGGUGUCAUUAGCGUUGCUUGUUGAGAUUAUAUUUCUCAGCGUCUUGGUUGUAUUGAUUUUGACACUAACACAUACGCUAAAGAUCCGAGCAGUGAUCGUUGGUGGCAUCUCCAUCGCCGGUAACAUUAUGAUGUAUGCAUCUCCUCUAUCUAUUAUGAAAACGGUGAUCACGACAAAGAGUGUUGAGUACAUGCCAUUUCUACUUUCUGUAUUUUGUUUUGCAAAUGGCAUUUGUUGGUUAUCUUUUGCCCUAAUACGUUUUGAUCCAUUUGUCGCGAUACCUAAUGGACUCGGGGCGCUUUUUGGAUUGGCACAACUAAUCCUAUAUGCUACUUUUUACAAAUCAACACAAGAGAUGAUCGCGAGAAGAGAAAGUAAAGGUGAAUUGACCCCAGAAAACGUGGCUAGACCGACUAGCCCUAUUAACGGUCAAUUAGAGCUUGUAUGAAUGCUUUUAGUAUGUACAAUGUAGUACCAUUAGAAUCAUCCAAUUAGAUCAUCUUAUUUGAAAUGUAGUACCUUGUUCUUUUUAAUUUAUGGGUUCACUUUAAAUUGCUUUAA
Helianthus annuus (common sunflower) is the source of this 949-nucleotide messenger RNA. Its product is annotated as bidirectional sugar transporter SWEET6b. Bases 87 to 836 code for a protein of 249 amino acids. Gene Ontology annotation, molecular function: sugar transmembrane transporter activity. The transcript has 5 exons. The record is from RefSeq and is a predicted model, not a curated record. Lineage: Eukaryota; Viridiplantae; Streptophyta; Magnoliopsida; Asterales; Asteraceae. Gene Ontology annotation, biological process: carbohydrate transport. Gene Ontology annotation, cellular component: membrane.